Brettanomyces nanus is the source of this 525-nucleotide messenger RNA. RefSeq lists its product as uncharacterized. Gene Ontology annotation, molecular function: thioredoxin peroxidase activity. Gene Ontology annotation, cellular component: mitochondrion; cytoplasm; peroxisome. NCBI's taxonomy places the organism in Eukaryota, Fungi, Ascomycota, Pichiomycetes, Pichiales, Pichiaceae. The record is from RefSeq and is a predicted model, not a curated record. The coding region runs from base 1 to 525 and encodes 174 amino acids. The transcript is spliced from 2 exons. Gene Ontology annotation, biological process: hydrogen peroxide catabolic process; cellular response to oxidative stress; cell redox homeostasis.
AUGACUCAAAUCGCUACCGGAUCUAAACUACCUACCGCCGUCCGCCUUGGUUAUAUUCCUUAUACCCCAGAGCAUGAAAAUAUCUGCUCCAUUGGUCGGCCGGCUGAGCUUGACUUAUCUAAAAUUCUUCCAGGUAAGAAAGUAGUUAUUGUGGCUGCUCCAGGUGCAUUUACUCCUACCUGUACGGAGAGACACAUUCCUCCUUAUGUUGCGGACUACGAGAAGUUGAAGAGUAGGGGCAUUGAUGAUAUCUUCAUCGCCACUACAGAUAAUCCAUUUGUUCAGGCUGCUUGGGGUAAGGCUUUAGGUAAUAAAGGCCAAUUGAAAUUUGUUAGUGACCCUAAAGGUGCAUUCAGUGCACAGCUUGGUCUAGCCGAUCUCAAAGGUGAUGAUUACGUUCCUGCCCGUACUUUCAGAUAUGCAUUGGUCGUUGAUAAUGGUACUGUUAAGUAUGUUGGUGUUGAGAAGAACGGUAGUCUUGAGCAUUCGACGCUAGAUGCUGUGCUUAAAUUCCUAAAGGCUUAG